This is a messenger RNA of Dracunculus medinensis (Guinea worm), 2805 nucleotides long. NCBI's taxonomy places the organism in Eukaryota, Metazoa, Nematoda, Chromadorea, Rhabditida, Dracunculidae. The record is from the annotation of a GenBank genome assembly.
AUGUCUGGAAUUUUUGGUUUGCAAAAAUCUGGUCACGGUACUCUCCAAGCGUUAAAUGAGAAUCAGAUAAAUUUGGUUAAUCAGCUUCAAGCAGUUUUGUCUGUGUGGCAAGUUGAAUAUGUUGAUUCUAAUUUUGAUCCGAUCGAUACAUUAAAUGGAUUGGCAGAACUGGUUGAGAAAUCUCGUGAAGAAUAUCUCCGACAAGAUCCUGAUCCACUUGAUCAUCGUCAUCCGAUAAAAACGUCUCCUUCAUGUACUUAUGGCCAUAUGCUAAAAAUUUUAGCACGUAAUACGGAAUUCAUUAACAAGUUAUGUCUUUCUUACCUAUUGGCUCGAGAUAAUACUUCGUUAAAUAUCUCUGCUGCCCGUUUGUUGCUAAGCUGUAUGAAGGGCGUUGAUGCUACCUCCAUUUUUACGGAAGCAGUAAUGCCUCAAUUAUACAGAUGGGCUGAAAGAUCCGAUACAGAUAGUAUUUUGCGAAGUAUGUCCUAUGCUUUGCUCGCUUAUGCACUCGAAAGUACGGAUAUUGCCUCGAAAUAUAAGGCAGAAAAUGCUGUUUUAAUACCAGUUGCACUAAGACUUCUUAAGGAAUAUUUCAUGUAUUCAUUCAAUUUUAUUUCGGUUUCUAGAAUGCCUCAGAUAUCUGGAACUAAUCCUUUUGAUAAUGAUUUGAGUAAUGGUGUCGAAAAACUUGAAAGUCCUCCGAGAAAAAAGGCUAGACUCACUGCUUCCUUGGUAUCUCUAGCUGAUGAUCUUAGCAAUAGUCAAUGGACUGAACUGCAGAAAAGGAAAGUUGGUAAUUGUCAAAUAUAUCCUAUUACAACAUUAAUGCAUCAAAAAUUGAUUCUCAAAUAUUUAAUAUCUCUUGGAGAAUAUCAAGAUUUAUUAAAAGAGGCUUAUGAAAAUCGUUCACUUGAAAUCAUUUGUACAUAUCUUGAAGAUGCAAACAAAGAGGAUGUACGGCUGACUUUUUUUGUAUUAAGAUAUUUGGCAUCAUUAUUAGUACAUCGAAAAUUUGCAAUGGAUUUUGUUGCUGCUCAUGGUGUUGAAAAACUUAUUCGAGUAGAUCAGCAGUCAUUCGCUUGCGUAGCAGUCGGCACUUGUCUUUAUUAUCUUGCUUAUAAUUACGAUGUUCUUGAGCAAAUGAAUCUUCUUUCUGAAUCUGUAUUGGAUAAAAUUGUCAAAUUCCAACUGUGGAUGUUAGAACAUAGCCACGAAAGUGGUCGUGGGGCAGCAACAAUGUUUUUUGCGUAUUCUUUUCAGUUGCGGGCUAUUCUCGAGCGUUUCGAUAAUAAUGAUGGCUCAAGACGCUUAUUAAAUUAUAUCUCGACUUUGACUUUGCUGCAAGCCGAGGAAAGAAGUUCUUUACCUGAAGAACUUUUAUUUACUAGCUUUCAAGCAGUUCGAAACACUUGUGCAGCAUUCAGAAGGUUUAUUUUUUUAGAUAUUUUUUCUUGCCCUUCCAAUCAUUAUAAUUGUUGUUGUUUUAAGGUUUUAAAAAGUUUAUUGCUGAAAACUUCGCCUAUAACUGAGGCGGACGCGAUACGUACUCUUGUUUGUCAAAUUUUAAAUGGCUUGGCUCGUUGUGAAGAAGUUCGACAAAUUUUAAGCGAAAUGCCUUUGAUAGCUGAUAAUGUACUGCUUGGCCUUAUGCGUGAACCAGUUUUGCCUGAUAAGCGAGCAGAACAUCUUCGCUUCUGUGAACAAGCACGAUUGCUUAUUGAGCGAGAAAAAAUUUGGAAGUCAGCUAUCAUAUCGCGCACAAAAAUCAAUUUUAAUGAGAAGGAGUUGCUUCAGUUAAUUCAUCAGCAUCUCUGUAAGAAAGGACUUAAAAAAACAGCCGAGCAGCUACAGAUUGAAGCGGAGUUGCCUGAUGUACCUGCUAGUCUUUUUACGGAGGCUCCAGUCAAUUUAUGGUUUUUUUUGUCUAAUAAUUUCAGAAAACAACAUGCGAUGUGCAAUAAUCCUAUUUCGAAUUGUCCUCCAUUUUCAGUAUUUUUGUCGUUCAUUUCAUCAUUCAUUUUUUUCCAGAUCGAUUCUCUAAUGAACAGUUAUGAGAGUCGGAAGGCCGAUGAAAGAUUUGUUUUUAGUCGAUUGCGACCUAUCAAAACGUUUUCGGAAACUGAUGAAACGUUUACCUGCUGCAGUUUCUCUAUUGAUGAUGAGCAUGUGGUCUUGGGUACGUAUGCUGGUUCAUUGCAUUGGUAUAAUGUAAAUACUGGCGUUGAAGAAUCUUUGACGGAAUGUCAUCAUAGUGCUAUAACAGUUAUUGAACAAUCUAGGGAUGGUUCAUUGCUUCUUACGUCAUCUUCUUUUGUAAAACCUUUAUCAUCACUAUGGAAAAUCGGCGAAACACAAGACCAUAAAUUCAAUUUUGUGGAUGAUUAUUAUGUUGAAUUCAGUAAAGCAUAUCAAAAUCGUAUCAUUGGUACUCGAGAAAGUACAGCUACGGUUAAAAAUUUUUCAAAUAAAUUUUUAUUUAUCAGUAAAUAUUACUUUAGAGCUACUUUCCACCCACUGGAUAAUUUAGUGCUAAACGAUGGAGUCCUUUGGGAUAUUCGAUGCGCGUCUCAAGCGCUACACAAGUUCGAUAAAUUAAAUAUGGUUAUUUCUGGAGUUUUUCAUCCACAUGGAAAUGAAGUCAUCAUCAAUACCGAAGUGUGGGAUGUACGGAUGUAUCAUUUACUUCAUAGUGUUCCAACUCUUGAUCGUUGCAAGAUCGUGUUCAAUCGAACAGGAAAUAUACUUUGUGCGGGUAAUAAAAUUCUCUUUACUUGUGGUUUUUCAAGCAAAUUUUCUUUCUAA